Columba livia (rock pigeon) is the source of this 2950-nucleotide messenger RNA. It is a transcript of the gene SZRD1, whose product is annotated as SUZ RNA binding domain containing 1. The transcript is spliced from 4 exons. The record is from RefSeq and is a predicted model, not a curated record. NCBI's taxonomy places the organism in Eukaryota, Metazoa, Chordata, Aves, Columbiformes, Columbidae. Bases 565 to 1023 code for a protein of 152 amino acids.
UUGGUGAGGAUCUAAGGACACCAGCAAGGUUGGGGAAGGUUCCCUGAAGAGAGACUGGGGCUGAAAACUGGCUUAAUUUCUCUAUUUAGCAAGGUAUUUUCUGCGCAAUCACACCAGCUGCAAAACCUCAACACCUUUGCGAGCCCUGGGCAGAAGUUGACAUGCUUAAAGCCACGCGUUCUGGUAUGAUUAAUCCCUCUUUGGGCUGAUGGAUGACUCGGCAGCUGUGUUGCAAAAGGAAGGAGAAGCGCAAUAAGGCUCUGCUCUGCUCCGCCGAGUCCUCGGGUACAUUUUGGGCAGGGCAGGGACUUCUUUUAAAUUAUUUCUUUACGAAGGAGGGUUAUUGCACCAAGCAGCAGGAAUGCAAACCUGCCAGCUAGUCUUCCAAUCUCCCGCAGGCUCCGGGGCUGAGCUGAAAUCAAGCGUGUAGCUCGAUGUGAAUUGCACCGACUGCUGCUGCUUCUCUGCCCGAGAUGUUUGGCGCCGGCUCUGGGAGCCCCUUGCUGCGUAUUCCUGUGGCUUUUUACCCUUAAACGAGUUUUCUUGCCCACCAAAAAAUAAAAGAUGAGCGCUUCGCAGCUGCCCUCUCAUCGUGAUACGUCAAAUCCACAACCCGCUGAGAUAGACAGACGGUUGGAAAAGAAGCUGAAGAUCACGCAGAAAGAAAGAAAAUCCAAAUCUCCUCCUAAAGUGCCCAUCGUGAUCCAGGACGACAGCCUCACUGCGGGUCCCCCGCCACAGAUCCGCAUCCUGAAGCGGCCGACGACCAACGGCGUGCUCAGCAACCCCCACUCGGCCAGCAGACCCGCCUUCCCCGUCAAAUCCCUGGCGCAGAGAGAGGCCGAGUACGCGGAAGCCAGGAAACGAAUCCUGGGUAGUGCCAGCCCCGAAGAAGAGCAGGAGAAACCCAUCCUAGACCGGCCGCCGAGGCUCUCCCAGCCCGAGGACACCCGACAGCCCAACAAUGUCAUCAGGCAACCGCUGGGUCCCGACGGCUCCCAGGGCUUCAAACAACGCCGAUAAACCGCUGGCCGGAGAUGCCGCCGUGCAAGGCAGGGUCCCCCCCGCCACGGCUCGCGCCGCCGUGCCGGACAAACGGACACAGAGCAAAGGGAACGACUCGAUUUAAUUGCACUGUGACCCCCUUUUUGCUCUGCCCACUGUGACCUUCAACCCCAGGCACUGUGACCUCCCCCCUCACCACCCACUGUGACCCCCCCAAGGGCUUGUCCCCGCGGCGCUGGAAAAGGGGACAACGAGGGGGUUUUUUUGGGGUGGGGGCGGUUUUAACGGACUCGGAGGGGCGCAGCGAGUCGCGCGUGCGCCGCUCGGGUUGAAGCUACCGCCAGCAAUAAUGUUUGUUGUCCUCGGAACGUGGGAUUUAAGGAGAAAAAAAGCAAAAGAAAUGGGAAUUCUCCCCAGACGCGCGUGUUGUCCGCAUCGCUUUAGAGCAAGUUCUGUUUCAAAGGAUCUCUUUUUAUUUUAUUUGUUUGUUUUCUGGUUUGUUUUCUGUAUAUCAGAUCAACAGAGUGCAUGGGAAGGGUUUUAACUCUUUGGUUUUAAUUGAGAAGAGGUAGUUAAGUGUUGGAAAAAGAGUGUUUUUUCCACAAAUUUCUGCGAUUUUUCUGGCUCGGGUUCAGCAAACUCUCACUUUUCCUUCUCGUGGAAGCGACCUGCAUCGCCUCGUUUCCCUCUCGCACCCGUGAAAACUUGGCUGGUAUUUUCUGCUGACUUGGAGGAAAAGCUUCAAAUCCACUGUUUUUUAAGGUUUGGUUUUGUUUUGUUUGGAUUUGGGGAGAAGGGAACGUGGAUGGAUCCCGUGAAAACGCGCCGCGGUCGCUGUUUGUGGCCGAGAGCGAACCUGGCGGCGAAGAAUUAGGAGGAGAACAGGGCGCCGCUCCGUGGGGAGAGUCCCGACGCUAACGACGGCUUAACGAUCCGCUCGGUCACCGUACGAGCUGCGUUCGCCUCCUGAAUCCGCAGAGAUCGAGAGCAAAACCCGGCGUUGGAUAAAUUUGGGGUGAUUUCCCCCGCCGUGAGGCUUCAGGGAUGGGAUUUUCCUCCUCUGGCUCCCAGGAAGAGGCUGGUGACCCUCGAAAACAUGGAUGUUUUCCCCCGGAUGAAGCUGACCUACCUUAAUAUCGCUUGAUAUCAGGGGAUUUGAUGAACACUAAACGCUCUCCUUGGAGGAGAUGGCACCAGAAAACGGUUUCUGGUUCGUCCGUACGGCUGCAGCCCCUCAGUUGUCAGUAGGUUCAAGGGUAAACGAGUUAAUCUCGACGUCUUCGACACGCAGGGAAGCGACCGUACAGAAUAAGACGUGUGUGCAAAUACGGCUUAAAAAACCCCAAAUACCGGUAAAAAUAAAACUACCUGUGUAUAAAAAGAAGCCGCUAGAGCGUUAAUUAGCUAAUUAAAGCUGAUUAAAGCACUGAGGAUGGUUGUGAGUGGGGAUGGGCGGGCGGAUGACCCCUGGGUGUCCCCAACCCUGGCGCUUUUUUUGGAGGGGGCUCUUAUUUAUCCCCCAGGGGGUAAAUUGGGGGGAGCGGGCGGGGAGCGGGACAUCAGCAAUAACCCUCGUCACCGCGCCUUUCCUUAAUUAUCACUGAAAACAGCUUUUAUUGGCCAAAAAUAACCCCCCCGAAUCCACCCGCUUCCUGGUGUAGCUGGACAGUGUUAAAGUUGCCGCCGUCUCCGGCACCGAAAUAUCGAUUUCUGACACUGAAAUCUUCAUUUCCCGCACCAAAAUCUCCAUUUUCGGCACCGAAAUCUCCGUCCCGGUGAGCAGGACGCGUCCCGCCCGCGGGCAGGGCCUGGCGCCGCUCCUGCCCCUUCGGCCCGGGAGAAGCGGAGGAUAAACACGGUACCGCGUGUUUUCACCCCAAAACGAUGCGCCGCAGAGAAAACGUUUUAUAAAUUGUAUUUUAAAUAAAUGUCUUUAAACUUUUAA